AUGACGGGAAAACAUACUGACGCAUCGACAGCACGGACUGAUAAAAAACCAAACACGCGGACAGAACUACAGGACAAGCAAACAGACAGACAGGAGGAAGUGACGGACGCACUUAAAAAACAGUCAGACAAUUGGACAAGACGUACGAGCAAGGAGGAACUGAGGAUGACGGGGUCACCCUCAGAGGAUGAGCUCUUGGCCUCCAGCCAAGAAACAGUUGAGGGCACAGCUGUGGGCCACAGUACGCCAACAACUAUAAAUCAACCAACAACAUCCGCUAAAGCCAUGGGGCAAAAGCGUGGUAAUAAAGGUCCCUCGAGGUAUAAACUUUACCAGAGGUCUCUCGCUAUCCUUGGCAGGAUUCGGAAAAACGAGACCGAAGGUAAAGUUCAUCCCAAAGAUGAGACCGACAAGGCAAGAUGUCAAAAGGUGGUUGAUGAAUACUUGGCAUUCCAAGCCGCCAACAGGGCAGAUGCCAAAAAACGAAACCGCUCGCAUGACGAAACUGGGAAGGUAACAAAGAAGCACAAGAUAUCGGAUCAGGGUGCAGUUGCCUCCAAACCUAUCAAGCGAUUUAGUGAGGUGGCACGGGACCAUCUCCAAAUGGCAUUGGUAGACGAAACCUCUAACCGCGGAAAACCAGUGCUUGACAAAUGGUCAGAGAUUGAGGCACGGUUGUCUCGCAUAGUCGUUGACCAUGUCAUGGGGAACCCGGAGGGCUAA
Anastrepha ludens (Mexican fruit fly) is the source of this 723-nucleotide messenger RNA. RefSeq lists its product as uncharacterized. The transcript has a single exon. NCBI's taxonomy places the organism in Eukaryota, Metazoa, Arthropoda, Insecta, Diptera, Tephritidae. The record is from RefSeq and is a predicted model, not a curated record. The coding region runs from base 1 to 723 and encodes 240 amino acids.